Molecule: messenger RNA, 4022 nt
Organism: Zea mays
Lineage: Eukaryota; Viridiplantae; Streptophyta; Magnoliopsida; Poales; Poaceae
Product: ribonuclease E/G-like protein, chloroplastic
Exons: 14
Coding region: 499-3678 (1059 amino acids)
Biological process (GO): rRNA processing
Cellular component (GO): cytoplasm
Molecular function (GO): starch binding; RNA binding; RNA nuclease activity
Source: RefSeq, a predicted model, not a curated record
AUAUCCGAACAUCCAUAUCGGUAGCCAAUAUACCCCUCUCCGGCUCAUCCACCAUUCACAAAAUCCACUCCAACGGCAGCCGGCCGCCGCCAGCCCGUCACACCACCACCGGCCAGGCGGAGGCGGCAACCGCGGCACCGCCCAGAAGCCCACCGGCACGGGCCACGCCGCCAGGGGCCACCUCCACAAGUCCACAGCUCCACUCAUCGUCUCCUUCAGUCCCGUGUGAACCCGAGCCCGACCACUGGUCCACGUCCAUCGCCAUCGGACCACCGCCACACGGCCACCGACCCUCGCCUGCCAGCUCCAGCAGUCCAGCUCGUCGCCUCUCGCAGCCUCGCCUACCGACCUGCGUGCCGCUCGUGUCCGACCCGAAAUUUCGGGUAAACCCGAACGCCAUCCCAGCCAUUCACCAGUCCCGAAACAAGAGAACGGAGACGCAGAAGCGGUGGAGCCUCCAGCCCGUGCCGAAGGGGAGAAGCCCUACUAUGCGCUCCCAUGGCCGCCUGCGUGCUGGGCCUAGCACCUACUCUCGUUAGCAUGUGGCCCCUCCGGUGCGCUACCGCUUGCUCCGCCGCUACAGAGGCCUCCACCACGGCCGCUCAUGCGUCGCGUCGCGGCGUGGGCGCGGUCAGCUCGGCUCUGUCCGGUCUUCGAGGAAGGCACUCCUUAUCUUCGGCGCAAUUCAUGGAUGGUCUUAGAAGCAAUCUUCAAGUGGAAAGGAACCUGACACUUUCCCCAAAGUCACCAAUGUCUCGUAGUGAUGAUUCAGCCAUAACCUGUAAAGGAUUCUGUACAAUAUUAUGGAACCUGAAAGCAGAUUUACAAGAUGGGUGCUUAAUAUUCAUAACAGGAGACCCGCUUACCCUGGGCUGUUGGGAAUCCAACAUGGCUGUUCAGUUGGCUCCUUCUGUUGAAAGCAAUAAUAUAUGGACAGCUGAAAUAAAGGUACCAUAUGGAGUGCAUUUCAAAUAUAGUUAUUUUGUUCGAGAAGAAAUGAGUUCCUCUUCUGAUAUUAUAUGGAGGCCAGGUCCAGUAUACUCCUUAUCAAUACCUUCAGAUGGCCAGAAAAAGCAGGUUAUUAUUGUGAAAGACCUAUGGAUGAAAACCAGUCUACCAGGUCUUCCUACUCCUACAUGGGGAUCAUGGCUGAUGGAAGCUGAUUCUCUUGAAGGUGAACUUUUUGAUGGUGGAAAUAACCAGAACAUUGUGAAAGAUCACUCUGUCAGGGAUACACGGAAUCAAGGCUUAUCUGUAGGUGAUCAUAUUAUAUUGAAGCUUGGGAAUGGCACACCAUUACAUGCAAAACUGUUGUCGGAUAAUCAAUCUACCAUCAUGCACAACUGUGUAACUGAAAUACCAAAUGCCAGUUAUAUAAGCCAAUAUGGAAGGCCUCAAGUCGUAGAGGAGCCAUGGAUUCUUGAAUCAAUUGUGUCUGCAAAGAAACCAGUUGCAAAAGUCAAAGAUAAGAAAGGGCAAAAGAAGCUUGUAAAUUAUAAGCACACUUUGAGUGGAGUUAGUAAAAACAUGCAUGAACAGUAUCAGCCUGUUGAAGAGCCAUGGUUAUUUCAAUCUAUAUUGGAACUAAAUGAAACUAUAGUUCUUGCUGAUGGAAAAGUAGAAGCAAGGGACAUUAUCAGAAAAUUAAGGAAAAUAGAAAAACCUUUAACGCCUUUGGAUGAGAGUAAACCGACUGGUGGUGAACCGUCAUCAAGAGUUAUACUUAUGAAUUCCUCUGUCUGCACUAUGCAGAGAAUUGCAGUAUUAGAAGAUGGAAAACUAGUUGAACUCUUGCUGGAACCCAUCAAGAACAAUGUACAGUGUGAUAGUAUUUAUCUAGGUGUAGUAACAAAGCUCGUUCCUCAUAUGGGAGGAGCAUUUGUAGAUAUUGGAAUUUCAAGGCCUUCACUUAUGAGCAUAAAGCAAAACCGAGAUCCUUUUGUGUAUCCUCAAGUUUUUAAGAACCGAGGAACAGAUCAUGUUGGUGAUUAUUGUAAUGAAGAGAACCUUCCAGCUUAUGAAAACGAUGAUGAUAUGAGUGACGACGAAUUUGCAGAUGAAGAAGCUCAUGAUGGUUCAUCAUUUCCAGUUGAGAAUGUUACAGAUAACAAUGUCGAUGAUGAUGAAGUUGACAGCAUUUCUGUUUAUGACGUAGACAAAGAUGAAGAAAAUGACCACAUGGAAGAUGAAUAUAGUGAGGGCAUACUGCAAGGAUAUCAAUCAGAAAUUUCCAAUGAUCUCAAGACUUUAUCUUCAAUUCAGCAUGCUUUAAGAGAAUCUAAUGAUGACACAAAUGGAAGCAGAUGGUCUCAAGUUCGCAAGGGCACAAAAGUAAUGGUUCAAGUUGUCAAAGAAGGAUUGGGUACGAAAGGUCCAACACUUAGUCCAUUUCCAUGCCUGCGAAGCCGAUUUUGGAUAUUGGUUUCCCGUGGCAACAAAGUUGGGGUAUCCAAAAAGAUUACUGGAAUAGAACGCACCAGGUUAAAGGGCAUCACAAAAUUACUGCGACCUCCUGGAUUUACUUUGACGGCUCGCACAGUCGCAGCUGGUCAUUCCUGGGAGGAACUGCAGAAGGACCUUGAUGGCUUGCUAUCUACAUGGAAAGGAAUAACUGAGCAUGCUCAAUCUGCUGCCUUGGCUGCUGAUGAGGGUGUGGAAGGUGCUGUUCCUGUAAUGUUGCACAGAGCGAAGGGUCAAACUUUAUCUGUUGUUCAAGACGAUUUUAAUGAAAAGGUCAAGAGGCUGGUUGUGGAUUCUCCUCGAACAUAUCAUGAGGUUACAAGCUAUCUUGAAGAAGUCGCACCUGAGCUCUACAGCCGAGUUGAGCUUUAUGAGAAAAGAAAACCUAUAUUUGAUGAAUACAACAUCGAGAAGGAGAUAGACAACAUCCUUUGUAAAAGGGUACCACUAAACAAUGGGGGUUCUCUGGUCAUAGAACAGACUGAAGCUCUGGUAUCAGUUGAUGUGAAUGGUGGUCACAGUAUGUUUGGUCAGGGAACUUCACAGGAGAAGGCUAUUUUAGAAGUUAAUCUUGAAGCUGCAAAGCAAAUUGCCCGUGAGUUGCGCUUGAGGGAUAUUGGUGGCAUUAUCAUUGUGGAUUUUAUCGAUAUGUCAGAUGAUUCAAACAAAAAACUAGUAUAUGAAGAAAUGAAGAAAGCAGUAGAAAAGGAUCGAUCAACAGUUGGUGUUUCAGAACUAUCAAAGCUAGGUUUGAUGGAAAUAACUAGAAAAAGGGUCCGACCAAGCGUUACUUUCAUGAUCAGUGAGCCAUGUACAUGCUGCCAUGGUACUGGUCGUGUGGAAGCUCUUGACACAUCGUUUUCAAAGAUCGAACGUGAAAUAUGUCGACGUCUUGCUGCCUCUCGACGAAAAUCAGACCCUGAGAAACCAAAAUCAUGGCCAAGGUUUCUGCUUAGAGUGGAUCAUGAGAUGUGCACGUAUUUGACGUCCGGAAAGAAGACAAAACUAGGACUCCUGAGUAGCUCCCUUAAAGUGUGGAUUUUGUUGAAGAUUGCCAGAGGUUUCUCCCGUGGCGCUUUUGAACUGCUACCGUACUCGGAGAAGGAAAACUACUCUAUGGAGAAAGAAACAUCAGAGUUGCCCCAAAAAGAGUCCAGGCCCAAGCUAUCUGUCUUUCCUAUCAAGAAGUGGAUGAGCCGGGCCAAGCGUGCUAAGUGAUUCUCUUUUAUUAGCAUGGGGCCUUCCUUUGUAUUCACAACUUAGAAUGAGUAAAGAUUCAGGAAGAGGAUCAUUCUUUUCGUUCAUGAAAUCUCAGCGUCGGAUAUCUAGAGAUCUCUCGACCAGCUUUUGUUUACAUUUUUUUAGGAAUUCAGACAAUUCCAUGUUUAGUUUAAUCCAGAAAAUUUUCAGCAAAAAUGUGACGAUAUAUAUAACUGUGCAAAUCUAGUACCCUUAAUAGUAGUAGAUCUCUUAAAUGGUUCUUAGUGUUACCAUAAGAUACAUAAUAUAUUUAUCAUGAGAAGACUACGAUUACUCUUUUAAGUUACUACAUUGUUAUGCUC